UCGACCUUUUUGAUAUGAACAGAUACCAAUUAACAAAAUUAUGUCAGAUAAAGUUAGUAACGUUUGUCUUAUCAUCGGGAAGCAAAUUUUUAACCUUUAAUAUUUAAUCGAGAGGUCUUCUGUUUUGUGCUUAGAGUUGUAGUGGAUGUUCUUAAAUAUUUAUGAUGACGUCGCCUAUCAAGCUGUUGUUCCUUAUUGGAUUGGCUAGUGUGCAAUCGAAUGUCUGCAACUAUCGCUUUUGGAAGAGUAUCUCGUGUGAGGGUAUCAGUUCAGUGGACCAAUUAAAGAAGGGUAUCCAGCAGUCCAUUGAAGAGGAUAAGGUGGUAAUAGAGGAUUUCGAUGGUUUGGAGUUCGAAAAGAGCAAAAUUGGAUUUCUUGAGCCCAACACUUUUGAAGGUUACAACCAUUUAAAGGUUAUAAAGUUUCUUUUUAGCAGCGUAACAAAUAUACCUAACGGAAGUUUUAAAAACAUGAAGAAUUUGGAAGAAUUAGAAUUUGGAUAUAGCACAAUCGAUAACAUUGAAGAUAAAGCGUUUAGGGAUAUGUUCAGUGUGAAAAAGUUUCUGAUCUUCGGAACAAAAGUACCACACUUUCCCAAGGAAUCGUUUAUCGACAUGCACGCGUUGGUUGAAGUUAAGUUUCAUGGUAAUGAUUUAGAAGAAAUUGAAGAAGGUGCAUUUGAUAAUUCACCAAAUUUGGUCGAGCUGUACCUUUAUAAUAAUAACCUAACCAAUCUUCCCAAAAAUUUGCUCAAAAAAUUGGUUUUACUUGAAACAGCUUAUCUCUCCGAGAACUCGUUAAGUGAGUUAGAUGAGGAUACCUUCAAAGGGUUAUCUAAGUUAAACGUGCUCCAUCUAGGGAGCAAUAAGUUGGAAACCUUACCAGUGCAAAUUUUUAACGACCAAAAUUCUUUGACAGACCUCUAUUUGGAGAAUAAUGAAAUAAAAGAUAUACCAGAAGGUUUACUAGCUAACACCAAGUCUCUGAAGAAAGUGUACUUUUCCACGAACAAAAUUGAAAGUUUACCCAGAGACCUCUUUAAAAACACUCCUGAUAUAGAGGUCAUUGAUCUUUCGGAUAAUCAGUUGACAUCUAUACCCGACGGUAUCUUUUCUGGGUUACCAAAUCUUUCCGACCUGGGUCUUUCUAGAAACGAAAUCGACAAAAUCACACCUGGGAUAUUUAAAGGUUUAAGCGGAUUGAAAAAUUUGGAAUUACAACUAAACAAUAUGACCACAAUUGAACCAUCGUCAUUUGCUGAUCUACCAUCACUUACCAGUUUGAGUCUUGAGAAGAAUAAACUCGCAUCGCUUCCUUCGGGAAUUUUUGACAAAAACGUAGAGCUAGAGUCACUAUACCUAAGUGAAAAUCACAUCGAAGCUCUGGAAAAGGGGAUCUUCACCAAUUUGCCCAAUUUGAAACGUUUAGACUUGGACAGUAACCGGAUUAAGAAUUUCGAAAGUGGCACUUUUAAAAACUUGAAGCAAGUUAAAUCACUGUAUAUUAGUAACAAUGAGCUGCAAACUCUCUCCCCGAAGAUGUUUGAAGGACUAAACUCGUUGACUUACUUUUCCAUUUCAAAUAAUCCUAUUAAGAGCAUUCACUGUGAUGCUUUUGAGGAUCUAUCGUCCUUAGAUUCUUUGACCAUAGAAGGCGUUGAUCUUGAAAGCUUCCCAUCGAACUGCUUUUCUAGUUUGAAAAACCUGUCCAGUUUCACAAUUAGGAACUCCAAGCUAAACGCACUGAAGAAAGGAAAUUUCGCUGGGUUGAACAGUUUGAAAACUCUCUAUUUGACAGAAAACCACAUCAAGGACGUUGAGGCGGGUGCCUUCGAGGGACUUUCAGAAUUGGAAACUCUAUCAUUACACAAAAAUCAUCUCUCCGAAAUCAAGGCGGAUAUGUUCACCGGUCUAGCAAAGGUCGACUUUCUAGUUUUGAGGGAAAACAACAUUUCCUCAAUUACUUCCGAUAUCUUUGACCUCUUUCCACACUUACGGUACUUGCACUUGGAUUCAAAUAAUCUUCACGAGUUCAAAGGUGACGAAUUUACCAUUCUCACCAACUUAACCCAAUUAAGCCUGUCGCGCAAUGUAAUCGAGAGCUUUCCAUCCGAUAUUUUCAAAACACUAACGUCACUUACGAGCCUCAUCCUAGAUUUCAACAAGCUGAAGACGCUGGAAAAAGGCUCUAUACCAGUCGGACCUCAAUUGGAAUUUUUGAGCGUGAUCGGCAACGAUAUUGACGACAUCAAAUCCGGCACCUUUGAGGAUUAUAAGUCCAUCGUGAGUUUGGAUUUAUCUAACAACACUUUAAAACACAUUAACGCUGACACGUUUCAAGGCCUUAUAAAUAUGUAUUAUCUUAAUCUUGAGCAUAACGAGAUAUCCGACUUGAAUCCAGAAGCCUUCAACAAUCUUCCGGAGCUAAAACAACUACAUUUGGAAGGUAACAAGCUGGCCGAUUCUGUUGUGGAGGCGAUUAAGAAGAAGUAUCCGGAACGGGAGAUAACAAUUUUAAACGAUAUAUUCAUGAUGACGUCGCUUAUGAAACUGUUGUUCCUCAUUGGAUUGGUCAGUAUGCAGUCGAAUGUCUGCAACUAUCGCUUUUGGAAGAGUAUCUCGUGUGAGGAUAUCAAUUCAUUGGACCAAUUAAAGAAGGGUAUCCAGCAGUGCAUUGAGGAGGAUAAGAUAGUAAUGGAGGAUUUCACUGGUUUGGAGUUCCACAACAGCGAGAUUGGGUUUCUUGAACCCAAUAUUUUUGAAGGUUACAAGCAUUUAAAGGCUGUAAGGUUUCUUUUUAGUAACGUAACAAAUAUACCUAACGGGAGCUUCAAAAACCUAAAGAAUGUGGAAGAAUUAGAAAUUGGUUAUAGCAGCUUAGGUAACAUCGAGAAUAAAGCGUUUAGGGAAAUGUUUAGUCUAAAAAAGUGUCUGAUAUACGCAACAAAAGUACCACAUUUUCCCAAGGAAUCGUUUAUCGACAUGCACGCAUUGGUUGAAGUUAACUUACGUGGUAAUGGUUUAGAAGAAAUUGAAGAAGGUGCAUUUGAUCAUUUACCGAAUUUGCUUGACCUGAACGUUUAUGAUAAUAAACUAACGCACCUUCCCAAAAACCUGCUAGAAAAAUUGGUUUCGCUUGAAACAGCUUAUCUCUCCGAAAACUCGUUAAGUGCCUUAGAUGAAGAUACCUUCAAAGGGUUACACAAGUUAAAGGUGCUCCAUCUAGAGGACAAUCAGUUGGAAACCUUACCAGCGCAAAUUUUUAACGACCAAUAUUCUUUAACAGACCUGCAUUUGGAGAUUAAUGAAAUAAAAAAUAUACCAGAUGGUUUACUAACUAACGCAAAGUCUCUGAAGGAAGUGUACCUUUCCAAUAACAAAAUUGAAAGUUUACCCAGAGACCUCUUCAAAAGCACUCUUGAUAUAGAGAUCAUUGAUCUUUCAGAUAAUCAACUUAGAAAACUUGAUGAUUUCACGGGCCUCUCGAAGCUUAACAAAAUUAUACUGAGCAGAAAUCAGUUGACAUCAAUCUCCGACGGUAUGUUUUCUGGGUUAUCAAGUCUUACCAAACUGGGUCUUUCUGGAAACGAAUUCGACAAAAUCACACCUGGGAUAUUUAAAGGUUUAAGCGGAUUGAAAAAUCUGGAAUUACGAUCCAACAAUAUAACCACCAUUGAACCUUCGUCCUUUGAUGAUCUAUCAUCACUUACCAGUUUGAGUCUUGAAAAGAAUAAACUUGCAUCGCUUCCUUCGGGAAUUUUUGAUAAAAACGUAGAGCUAGAAUCACUAUACCUAAGGGAAAACGAGAUCGAGGGUCUGGACAAAGGGAUCUUUAACAAUUUGUCCAAUUUGAAACGUUUAGACUUGGCCAGUAACCGGAUUAAGAAUUUCGAAAGUGGCACUUUUAAAAACUUGAAGCAAGUUGAAUCACUGCAUAUUAGUAACAAUGAGCUGCAAACUCUCUCCCCGAAGAUGUUUGAAGGACUAAGCUCGUUGACUUACUUUUCCAUUUCAAAUAAUCCAAUUAAGAGCUUUCAUUGUGAUCCAUUCCAGGAUCUAUCAUCUUUAGAUUCUUUGACAAUAGGAGGCGUCCAUCUUGAAAACUUUCCAUCUAACUGCUUUUCUAAUUUGAAAAACUUGUCAAGUUUUACAAUUAGGAACUCCAAGCUAAACCUACUGAAGAAAGGAAAUUUCGCAGGUAUGGACAAUUUGAAAGCUCUCUAUUUGACGGAAAACCACAUCAAGGACAUAGAAGUGGGCGCCUUCGAGGGACUUGUAGAGUUGGAAACUCUAUCAUUAAAUCAAAAUCAUCUCUCCGAAAUCAAAGCUGAUAUGUUCACCGGUCUAGUCAAGGUCGACCUUCUAAUCUUGAGCGAAAACAAAAUUUCCUCAAUCGACUCCGAUAUCUUUGACCACUUUCCACACUUACGGUACUUGUACUUGGAUUCAAAUAACCUUCACAAAUUCAAAGGUGACGAAUUUACUACUAUCACAAAAUUAACCCAAUUAGACCUGUCGCGCAACUCAAUCGAGAUCUUUCCAUCCGAUAUUUUCAAAACGCUAACGUCACUUACGACGCUCACCCUGGAUUUCAACAAGCUGAAGUCUCUGGAAAAAGGCUCUAUACCCAGCGGACCUCAAUUGAAAUUUUUGAGUGUGGUCGGCAACGAUAUUGACGACGUCAAAUCGGGCACGUUCAGAGACUUAAAGUCUAUCCUGACUUUGGAUUUAUCCAACAACACCUUGAAACACAUCAACUCCGACAUAUUUCAAGGUCUUAUAAAUAUGUAUUCGCUUAAUCUCAUGCAUAACGAGAUCUCCGACUUGAAUCCAGACGUCUUCAACAAUCUUCCCAAGCUACGUCAAGUACGCUUGGGAGGUAACAAGCUGCCCGAUUAUGUUGUGGAGGCGAUUGAGAAGCAGCAUCCCGAACCGCAGAUAAUAAUUUUUAACAAUAUAUAA
Photinus pyralis (common eastern firefly) is the source of this 4961-nucleotide messenger RNA. RefSeq names its product chaoptin-like. Lineage: Eukaryota; Metazoa; Arthropoda; Insecta; Coleoptera; Lampyridae. Gene Ontology annotation, cellular component: extracellular matrix. The transcript has 3 exons. The coding region runs from base 162 to 4961 and encodes 1599 amino acids. The record is from RefSeq and is a predicted model, not a curated record. Gene Ontology annotation, molecular function: protein binding.